Jaculus jaculus (lesser Egyptian jerboa) is the source of this 2640-nucleotide messenger RNA. It is a transcript of the gene Pla2g15, whose product is annotated as phospholipase A2 group XV. Gene Ontology annotation, biological process: phosphatidylcholine metabolic process; ceramide metabolic process. Gene Ontology annotation, cellular component: lysosome. Lineage: Eukaryota; Metazoa; Chordata; Mammalia; Rodentia; Dipodidae. The record is from RefSeq and is a predicted model, not a curated record. The coding region runs from base 71 to 1309 and encodes 412 amino acids. The transcript has 6 exons.
UCGUCCCGGCCUAGGCACGAGCCCUGAGCGCUCUUGCAGCUGCUCGGACCUGCAGGCAGGGUCGCGAGCCAUGGACUAUCACCUCCGCACAUGCCGCGGGAGCCUGCUCCAGCGUGGUCUCCUGUUCCUCCUGCUUCUGCUCAUGCUACUGGUGGACCCGGUGCUCCCGGCCCAACGUCACCCCCCGGUGGUGCUGGUGCCUGGUGAUUUGGGCAACCAGCUGGAAGCAAAACUGGACAAGCCGAAGGUCGUACACUACCUUUGCUCCAAGAGGACCGACAGUUACUUCACACUCUGGCUAAACCUUGAAUUGCUUCUGCCUGUCAUAAUUGAUUGUUGGAUUGACAAUAUCAGGCUGAUUUACAACAGAACAUCUCGGGCCACCCAGUUUCCUGAUGGUGUGGAUGUUCGUGUCCCUGGAUUUGGAGAGACCUUCUCACUGGAGUUCCUGGACCCCAGCAAAAGCAAUGUGGGUUCCUAUUUCUACACUAUGGUGGAGAGUCUCGUAGGCUGGGGCUACACUCGGGGAGAAGAUGUUCGAGGGGCCCCUUAUGAUUGGCGCCGAGCCCCAAAUGAAAAUGGUCCCUACUUCCUGGCCCUCCGAGAGAUGAUCGAGGACAUGUACCAGCUGUAUGGGGGCCCUGUGGUGCUGGUUGCCCACAGCAUGGGCAACAUGUACACGCUCUACUUUCUGCAGCGGCAGCCACAGGCCUGGAAGGACAAGUACAUCCAUGCCUUCGUGUCACUGGGUGCGCCCUGGGGGGGCGUGGCCAAAACCCUUCGAGUCCUGGCCUCAGGAGACAACAACCGCAUCCCUGUUAUCGGUCCACUGAAGAUCCGAGAACAGCAGCGGUCUGCCGUCUCCACCAGCUGGCUACUGCCCUACAAUUAUACCUGGUCCCCUGAAAAAGUGUUCGUGCACACAUCUACAACCAACUACACGUUGCGGGACUAUCGCCAGUUCUUCCAGGACAUCGGCUUUGAAGAUGGCUGGUUCAUGAGACAGGACACAGAAGGGCUGGUUGAAGUCAUGAUGCCACCUGGCGUGCCACUGCACUGCCUCUAUGGCACCGGUGUCCCCACGCCAGACUCCUUCUACUACGACAGUUUCCCUGACCGUGACCCAAAAAUCUGCUUUGGUGAUGGUGACGGCACUGUGAACUUGGAGAGUGUCUUGCAGUGCCAGGCCUGGCGGAACCGCCAGGAGCACCAGGUGUCCCUGCAGGAGUUGCCAGGCAGCGAGCACAUCGAGAUGCUAGCCAACACCACCACCCUGGCCUAUCUGAAACGUGUGCUUCUUGGGCCCUGAUUCGUGUGCCAGGCAGGGCUGCUGGGUGGCUGGCUCGUGGAGCUUUUCUUGGCCUUUGGGCCUGUAUUGGCCUACAAGCUCAGCAAAGCGUGUGACCGAUCGUCGUCCGAGGCUGUAGUCUACCCUGGAGGGCUGCUGUUUCUUACCAUCCCUGAGUGGCGGUGAAGGAAGAAAUAUGCGUAGAUUCGAGACACUUGAGACAAUGUGCUGACGCUGUAAUUGCUGUGACCUCAGACUUGGUCUGUAGGGUGGAUUGGUUGGUUCCUGGCCCCAGCCCUCGAUUGGGAGCCAUGCAGUCUUCCCAUCCUUAUAGCCUUUCCACACUUGCCCCCUAGACCCUAGUCUUCCUGUGAAGGAUGUUGCAGAGCUGCAUGGUCCUUGCCCCCCAGGGUCCCAGCAUGACCUCAGAUGGCCUCACAAACUGGCUUCAGCCCUGCCCCACUGGCCAUGUGUGGCUAGAGACUCUGGCUUCUCUGGGACCUUAGGUGGACAGCCCUGAGUGUGGCCUCCUCGGGGGUAGCCCAUUACCCCUUGCAAGCAGGGGCAGAGUAUUAUGUCCUCCCUGGUUCCCAGGUCUGGGAACGUUGGUUCCAUUCCUACCUCUUAACUCCAGGAGCAGCCUAAUUCUAGACUGGGCAGGAGAGGGCCUCCCAAUUCUGGGAGCCAUGUCCCAGGGUUCUGGGUCCCUUGCUUACGCUCUGGGUCUCAGUGUUGGAGCUGGCUUUCUUGGCUGUGGGACUGUGACUUAAGGAAAGCAGGGCCCAGUGUCCUGACCUUCUAGCUAGGCAUCUGUGAAGAAAGGGAGCUCUAGGAGGCAACUGUGGCUGCUCAUAGCUGCCUAGAGCCACCCUCUUGGGAACGUCACCAUCAUACUGUGCCCUGCCUUAGGGUCUCCCUACCAGCCUACUUGGAACUGGCAUGGGACUAAGAGGUGGUGGGGCUCCUGUCACUCACAUGUGCCCACGAGGCAGCUGAAUGAUUUUCAGUCUUCAGGAGUUAGCGCAGGGACUUGAGUGGGCCCUUGAAAGAGGGGUUUUCUGUCUUCCCCAGGGAUGCUGUAUGGAGGUGGAGAAUCUGGGUCUGCCUUAGGGGCAGUGGGCUCCAGGCGGGCACCUGGCCAUAGGCUGAGGCCUGGGUCCAGCCUUUAGGCUGGGUUCCCCAAACCACCUUCAGACUAGUCUAUGCUGCUCCCCCACACAGUUUCUGUGACACUGGACUUUGUGCACAUGUCCAGCAUGUCUCUUAGCUUGUUCCUGAGUGGCGGGUCCCAUCUGGGGCUCUGAGAAGGCCAUACCUCGAUUCUGGCAAUAAAAGUAUUCUGGAUGCUGUAA